AUGGGAGAUCGACCGUUGGGCAGAGCGGGCUUUGCUUCUCGGGAUAGACGCGGUGGCCGGGUUAGUUCAUGGGGAAAGCCAAAGGCCCAGAAUCUACCAGAUAUUUCCCUUCACCCAUUGGGGAAUCUAAUCGACUCCCUCGACAACUCAUCCCUCGAUUUGGCGGUUUGUACGACGUCUAGAUCAUCCUCCAUCACGGAUUGCAAGUAUGUCACUUCAUACAAUUGGUUGAAUGAAAAGACUCCUACCAUCAUGGUUCCAGGAAGACCCCCUUUAUGGACACCCCUUGAUGAACCACGACGUCUGAACGAAGAUCGUGGCAAUUACUUCCGGGACCCAAACGCUGCAAGAUUUCCCGAGUACCCUACAGAACCCUCUAUUCAAGCGCUCUUCACAUAUAAACCAGAAUUUCCAACGUCGAGCGUUGACCUCUUUGCGUGUGGAAGCACAAUGGGAAACUUGCUUAGAUUCGUCCGAUCAAUCGACAAGCCGUUCAGGUUUGGCGUUGAAGUGGUCGGCAAUACUGUGUUCUUCGUCCGCAAGGAAAACUCCCCUGAUGAGCUUAUCGAUGGCGUUCGUGGGUUUGGUCAUACGUUUCCUGAAACUUACACCACAUGGGAGAAGGAGGUAAAAGGCUCUGAUACGCAUCAACGGGUGAUCCAGUAUCACUUCGGUGGAUUGAACUGCCUCGUACGAUUCGAAUCUGACGGAUAUCUUGGAAACUUGACGGCCGAUAACGACACCCUGAAGGGAGAGCCGAACACGCCCUUGGACGAAGAUGGCCUCGCGAAGGCUUUCGAAGCAGUCUCGGUCUACCACCCCUACGCCGCUACCAGCAAUCUGACUCUCAAGACAGGAGGUUCUGAGGUGCUACAGCAGUCCAUCUUCGACCUAAAGACCCGGUCCGGAAAGUGGGGGAAACAGAUUGAUAUAAGCGAGCAGCUUCCAGCUCUUUGGGUGAAACAGAUCCCUAACUUUAUCGUGGCAUAUCAUGAUGGCGAAGGUCGAUUCGAGAAGGACAAGAUCCAGACACACGACGUGCGGAAAGAUAUCCAACAGUGGGAAACAGAAAACAAAGCUGCGUUGAAACGGUUGGCAGCACUCCUUCGCAAGAUCAUUGACUUUGCUAAAGCUAGUCACCAGGGCAUGAUCGAAGUCUAUCGCUAUUCCAUCGACCGCCUUGAGAUCCGGACACAAUUUGAUACCGGAACACAUGCCCUACCAUUAUCUCUCAGGAAUCGCUGGGCUAGCAAUUCUGCUCCUGGGAGUAAAGUGCCAGACAUACCUAGUCCUAUCGCUAAUGCCCUGAGGAAGAUGGCCGAACAGAAUGACAAUGAUGGCACCAACUCCGACGCCGAUUUCGGUGAUGGUUUCACUCAUAUUUUGCCAGGGAAGAGUCUUUAUGAAGACAACGACGAUCUGGAUUUUACUGCUUGCUCGGCGGAGGAUUGUGGGUAUUGUGGUCGCUGCUCUUACUGA
Lindgomyces ingoldianus is the source of this 1479-nucleotide messenger RNA. RefSeq lists its product as uncharacterized. Lineage: Eukaryota; Fungi; Ascomycota; Dothideomycetes; Pleosporales; Lindgomycetaceae. The transcript is spliced from 3 exons. The coding region runs from base 1 to 1479 and encodes 492 amino acids. The record is from RefSeq and is a predicted model, not a curated record.